AUGUACUUGCAGCAGCAUUCCGCCAUUACAACAACACACGCAUUCUCCUUCCUCCUUGAAGGUACCGUCUCGGUCGCGAAGGAGAGUCUCACCUAUUUGCUGGAUCCCGAAGUCGGCAGUACAACAGGCAAUCUUGUGGUGGUGCCUGUCGGUGGUGCCAGGGAGGCGCUAGAAUCACGGCCUGCCAAAUAUGUGAUCGAACUGAGCAGGCGUUUCGGCUUCUUCAAAAUCGCUCUCACCACAGGUUGUCACCUGAUUCCCUGUCUGGGUUUUGGCGAAACACGGAUGUUUGACCAAGUAUCUAAUCCUCCAGGAUCGCGACUUCGCCAGCUUCAGGAGUGGUUUACCACGAAGGUUACUCUAUCGCCUCCACUGCUAUACUCAACGAGCAUUCUGCCCUAUCGUUUCCCGCUCAACAUUGUCCGUAAGUUGCGCAUACACCAUUGGAUUUGUGUCUCCCUAGUCUUGGGCAGGCCGAUUCUUUGCACGAAGAAUGCCGAUCCCAGCGAAGAGGACGUUUCAGAUCUGCGAGAGCUCUACAGGGAAGCCCUGGUGGAUUUAUUCAACCAGUACCGUCCUCUCUACGACCCAACUGCUCAUGAUAUUGAAUUUAUCUAA
Messenger RNA from Dibothriocephalus latus, 618 nucleotides. The record is from the annotation of a GenBank genome assembly. NCBI's taxonomy places the organism in Eukaryota, Metazoa, Platyhelminthes, Cestoda, Diphyllobothriidea, Diphyllobothriidae.